CACCGCGGAGAACCAGGCAGUUCUAAAAGGAGUUCAUUGUUCAACUCAGUGCGCAAACAUACUCUUCAAACUACGCUAAAGCUACCUGGAGUUGGACGGUUAUGAUCAUCCCAGCGAAACAGUGUACACCCUGAGGCCUGAGGCACUAGAUGAUCAAAUGGAACAUGAAGCUUUGGGGCCUCCUUUCCCUCCAAAAACCUCUUCUCCAACGGCUUUACCUACCAUUUGAACCCUUUACUGUCCCAACCCAUUUUCUCUUCCCCGCUAAACCUAUCCAAACCUACGCUAAAUUUAGCGGAGACCCACAAACCACCGCUAUUUCAAGCUCAAUCCGAAAGGGCAGCUUCAUACCCACCUCUAUAUCCUACUCUAAGCUCCUCUCACAAUGCACUGCUUCCAAGUCUGUAAGUUCAGGCAUGGAAGUCCAUGCUCACAUGGUCAGAUUCGGAUUAUCUGAGGACCCGAAUGUUAGGAACCAUUUGAUUAAUCUGUACUCGAAGUGUCGGUGUUUUGGGUAUGCCCGGAAACUGGUUGAGGAAUGUACUGAACCGGAUUUGGUUUCUUGGUCUGCUUUGAUAUCUGGGUAUGCACAAAAUGGGCUUGGUAAAGAAGCCGUUUUGGCGUUUCAUGAGAUGCACUUGUUGGGUGUUAAGUGCAAUGAGUUUACGUUUCCGAGUGUUCUCAAGGCAUGCUCGAUAAUAAAGGAUUUGGAGCUAGGUAAGCAGGUUCAUGGGAUUGCGGUGGUAACGGGGUUUGAGUCUGAUGUGUUUGUUGCAAAUACUUUGGUUGUUAUGUAUGCAAAAUGUUGGGAGUUUGGGGAUUCGAGGAAGCUGUUUGAUUCGAUUCCAGAACGGAAUGUUGUUUCGUGGAAUGCUUUGUUUUCUUGUUAUGUACAAAGUGAUUUCUGUGGAGAAGCCCUGGAUUUGUUUCAGGAAAUGGUUUUGAAUGGAUUAAGACCCAAUGAGUUUAGUUUGUCAAGUAUUCUGAAUGCUUGCUCGGGUUUGGGGGAUGGUGGUCAAGGAAGGAAAAUUCAUGGGUAUUUGAUAAAGCUUGGAUAUGAUACUGAUCUAUUCUCAGCAAAUGCGCUUGUUGACAUGUAUGCCAAAGCAGGAGAUAUGGAAGAUGCAGUUGCUGUUUUUGACGAAAUUGCACAACCCGAUAUUGUUUCCUGGAAUGCUGUUAUUGCUGGCUGUGUUCUUCGUGAGUCCCAUGAAUGGGCUUUAAACUUGUUUCAGCGAAUGAAAAGGUCAGAAAUAUGUCCAAAUAUGUUUACUUUAUCAAGUGUUCUUAAAGCCUGUGCCGGAAUGGGGCUCAAAGAAUUGGGUAGACAGUUGCACUCUAGAUUGAUAAAGAUGGAUUUAGAAUCAGAUUUGUUUGUGGAUGUAGGACUGAUAGAUAUGUACUCAAAGUGUAAUAUGAUGGAUGAAGCAAGGAUGGUUUUUAAUUUGAUGCCAAAGGACUUGAUUGCAUGUAAUGCUGUUAUCUCAGGACAUUCACUGAAUGGGGAAGACAUGGAAGCCGUAUCCUUUUUUGCUGAGAUGUACAAGGAAGGACUAGGAUUCAACCAGACAACUUUAUUCACAGUCCUGAAAUCUGCAGCUAGUUUGCAGGCUAUCAAUGUUUCUAGACAAGUUCAUGGAAUUUCUGUGAAAUCAGGUUUUCAUUCUGACAUUUAUGUCAUAAACAGCAUUCUUGAUACAUAUGGAAAAUGUAGCUGUGUAGAUAACGCAGCAAGAAUUUUUGAAGAAUGCCCAAUUGGAGAUCUGGUUGCUUUCACAUCCAUGAUCACUGCUUAUGCUCAACAUGGUCAAGGAGAGGAAGCUCUAAAGCUCUAUUUGCAACUGCAACAUGGGGGUAUCAAACCAGAUCCAUUUGUUUGCAGUUCCCUUCUGAAUGCUUGUGCAAAUUUAUCAGCAUAUGAACAGGGAAAACAGAUACAUGUUCAUGUUCUGAAGUUCGGGUUCAUGUCUGAUGUCUUUGCCGGGAAUUCUCUAGUGAAUAUGUACGCAAAAUGUGGAAGCAUAGAUGAUGCAGGUUGUGCUUUCUCUGAGAUACCUGAGAGAGGAAUAGUAUCGUGGUCUGCAAUGAUUGGAGGACUUGCACAACAUGGGCAUGGGAAACAGGCCCUCCAAUUGUUUAACCAGAUGCUUAAAGAUGGUGCUUCCCCAAAUCAUAUAACUUUAGUUAGCGUCCUUUGUGCAUGCAAUCAUGCAGGCUUGGUAACUGAAGCCAGACGAUAUUUUGAUUCAAUGCAAGAUUUGUUCAGUGUUGAACCAUUGCAAGAGCAUUAUGCUUGUAUGAUUGAUCUCCUUGGCCGUGCUGGGAAAUUAAAUGAGGCAAUGGAACUUGUAAAUAAAAUGCCAUUUCAAGCUAAUGCUUCAGUUUGGGGUGCACUUCUUGGUGCUGCAAGAAUCCAUAAAAAUGUUCGUCUUGGCCGACAUGCCGCUGAGAUGCUUUUAACUCUUGAACCAGAGAAAUCUGGUACCCACGUUCUUCUUGCAAACAUUUAUGCAUCAGCUGGCAUGUGGGAAAAUGUUGCAAACGUGAGAAGGCUUAUGAAAGAUAGCAUGGUGAAGAAGGAACCUGGAAUGAGUUGGAUUGAGGUGAAAGACAAAGUAUACACCUUUAUAGUAGGAGAUAGAAACCAUUAUAGAAGCAAGGAAAUAUAUGCCAAGCUUGAUGACCUGGCUGACUUAAUGAAUAAAGCUGGCUAUGUUCCCAUGGUAGAGAUUGACCUCCAUGAUCUGGAACAAAGUGAAAAGGAGCAGCUUCUGCUCCAUCACAGUGAAAAACUUGCAGUGGCUUUUGGUUUGAUUGCUACUCCACCAGGAUCUCCCAUUAGGGUGAAGAAGAAUCUUCGGAUCUGUGUGGACUGCCAUACUGCAUUCAAGUUCAUCUGUAAAAUUGUCUCGAGGGAGAUUAUAGUGAGAGACAUCAAUAGAUUCCACCACUUCAAAGAUGGUCUGUGUUCAUGUGGAGACUAUUGGUGAUUUCUAUGAAGAAUUACUUUCCUCCUUUGCAACCAAGUAUACACCCUGUGUAGACACUUCGCAUUCUUUCUCUGACAUGUAGAGGAAUACUGGAGGCCUAUCAUGAACCUAUGGCUUUUUUCCAACUAACCCCCAAAAGAAUUUUUGUAUUCCUUAGUAUCUAUUGAUUCAAAUGAAAUAUUUCAUUCUUCA
Alnus glutinosa is the source of this 3182-nucleotide messenger RNA. Its product is annotated as pentatricopeptide repeat-containing protein At5g04780, mitochondrial-like. Gene Ontology annotation, biological process: RNA modification. Lineage: Eukaryota; Viridiplantae; Streptophyta; Magnoliopsida; Fagales; Betulaceae. The transcript has a single exon. Bases 150 to 2990 code for a protein of 946 amino acids. The record is from RefSeq and is a predicted model, not a curated record. Gene Ontology annotation, molecular function: RNA binding; zinc ion binding; protein binding.